AUGUCGAGUGACCAGGGGGAUGAGGUGAGGGAGAUGAUGGAGGAGCUGGUGAUCAAGGGGGGCUGGGUCUCCCCACUGCCGGCGUCUCCAAAGAAGAGAGGGAAGAGGAGGGGGAGAUCCUCGGACAGGAAGAGGGAAAUGGGUGGUGGGGGAGAGGGGGGGGCCAAGCGUGUCAUGGGGGAGAAGGGCGCUGUGGGGGGAAGAAUCUCCUGUGUCCUCGCUGCCCCCCCCCCCCCCCCCCCCCACCACCACCCAUUUCCCUCUUCCUGUCCGAGGAUCUCCCCCUCCUCUUCCCUCUCUUCUUUGGAGACGCCGGCAGUGGGGAGACCCCAACGCACAGGGGGGGAGGGCUCAGGAUCCCCUGCACUGUUCCCAACCUGUUUUGAGAUUGGGGUUUUGGAGGUGGAUGGUGGUGAGCCCAGGAUGCAGGGAACCCAGGAGCCAAACACCAUUCCUGCAUCCUGGGUUGGAGAGAUGGAGGGGAGUGGGGGGGCAUCUGGGGGGGAGUCAGAGUCCCUACAGGAGGACAUGUAGCAGGGGAGCAUCAGGUGAGCCUCCUGUUUUGUUUUGUUUUUUGGGGUUUAGUAGGUUGUAAUUUGUGAAAUGUAUUUUGGCAGGGAUUAUUUUUGUUACUUUAAAUGUGAGGGGAAUAAGGGAGUAUGUUAAAAGAAGGGUGGUUUUGGGGUAUUUAGAGGGGGUGGGUUUCGAUGUUUGUUUUAUACAGGAGGUUCACCUAAGGGAUAGUGGGGAUGUAAUACGGUUUAAGAGGGAGUGGGACAAGGGAGAGUCGGUUUGGGAUAUAGGGGGGGUGCACUCAUCGGGGGUAGGGAUUUUGUUUGGGAAUAGGGAGGUGAAGGUGGAGGGCACUUUGGUAGGUAUGCAGGGGAGGGUUUUGGGGGGUGGAUGUCACAGUAAGGGAUGAUAGAUAUAGGGUAAUUGGGGUGUACGGGCCACAGUUGGCGGCAGGCAGGAGGGAGAUGGUGGACUGUUUGGCGCCACUGUGUGCCACGAAUAGACACUUGGUGAUAGGGGGGGAUUUUAAUAUAGAUAUAAGGAGGGGGAGGGACAGUUGUGCAGGUGCCAUCGCCGGGCUAAUGGCGUGCCAUGGUCUGGUAGAUGGGGCCUGCACACUGCUCCGACGAUGGCAGGUCCAACAUGGCGCAACUCCAGAGGGGUCGAGCAGAGGCUAGACUAUAUUUUUCUAUCCAGGUCACUGGGUCAGUUGUCUGGGCGUUUGCUGCUUUUUUCGGAUCACAACGGGGUGCUGCUGCAGGUGGGGGCACCAGUCUGCCUCUUCGGUCGGGGGUACUGGAAGUUAGAACGGGAGGUAGUGGAUGAGCAGGCUUUCGUUAACGGUUUUGUUGUUUUCUUUAGGGGGCUUGAGGGCCUCCGGUCCAUGUGUGAGGGGGUGUUAGAGUGGUGGGAAAUAGCAAAGGUGAGGAUUAGGGUUUUUAUAAUAGGAUAUUGGAAAAGGAAAAAUAGGGAGGGAGGUGGAUCAUAUCCAAAGGCUGCUCCAACUCGAGCUCGAGGCAGGCAACCUCGGCGGGUCGGUAGACUGGGAGAGAUCCUCUGCCCUAAAGGCGCAACUUAGGGAGGUGCAUGAGCGGAAGGCUCGCGCUUUCCUGGAGCGUGCGCAUAGUGGGUUUUUAGAACACAAUGAGACUCGUUCUGCUAUGUUCUUUAAAUCAGUUAGGGGAAGACAGAGUAGGAAGGUAAUGUAUGGGGUUAGGGAAGAAAACGGUAGAGUAGUGAGAGAAACUGAGGAAAUGGUCAAGGUGACCACGGAACAUUUCCGAGUUUUUUUUCAAGAAAGGGCAGUAGAUGUAGAGCAGGGAAACGUGUUUUUAGAACACCUGUCUCGGCGAGUGCCAGAGGACAUUAGAGAAGUGAUGGAGGCUCAUAUCUCCCUCGAAGAGGUUGAGAGCGCCCUCAGGAGGAUGGGAAAAGGGAAGGUGCCCGGGAUGGAUGGGCUGCCGGCUGAGUUUUACCUGAAGUUUUGGGGGAAACUUGGUCCGGUAGUCCUUGAAGUCUUGAAGGCCAUCCUUUAG
Messenger RNA from Coregonus sp. 'balchen', 2048 nucleotides. The record is from the annotation of a GenBank genome assembly. Lineage: Eukaryota; Metazoa; Chordata; Actinopteri; Salmoniformes; Salmonidae.